Nymphalis io (European peacock) is the source of this 2805-nucleotide messenger RNA. RefSeq names its product coiled-coil domain-containing protein 191. Bases 388 to 1839 code for a protein of 483 amino acids. The transcript has 6 exons. Lineage: Eukaryota; Metazoa; Arthropoda; Insecta; Lepidoptera; Nymphalidae. The record is from RefSeq and is a predicted model, not a curated record. Gene Ontology annotation, molecular function: phosphatase binding.
UUCACACGCACUAGCGACAAAAACGAAUUGAUAGAAAAUGAAAUAGCAUUAUAUUUAAAAGAGUCUUCGGAUAUUGACGUAAAUUUAGCGAUAGAAAACAAUACCAAUUUUAAUUUAGUGGUUAAAGAUAAACCUAAAUUACAAGAAAAUACAAUUUAUACUCGUAACAUCAAAAGUAUUAACUCAAAUGCCUUCGAUUUAAAGAAAAAUACAAUUUCACAAGAUAAAACAUUUUGUAACGAUAAGCCGCGCAAAGCAAAAGGUUUUUUAAAUAAUUCGACAAACGAGGGAAUUGUGAAAAAUAUCAAAGAGAAAAAUGUAAUAUGUAAUAAUAAUUCAGAGCCCCCAUUGAACGAUGUUAAACAUGAUUUACAGUCUUUGUUGAUAAUGAUGGCCAUCAAUUCAAACAUAGAUGAUAAUGAAUCCGAUGAUUUUCGAGGACAAAAAUAUAUCUCUGAAGAAAAUUCAAGUAAAAAUGUCACUCAGGAUAGAACUUCCAAGGAGUUUGAGUCAAAAUACAAUUUUCAAUCAGAAGAUUUGGUAAAAAUUUUACGUGUAUCUUCUGUGGGAAAAGAAUUUAAUUAUCAUGAACAAUAUAUUUCAAAAAAAUAUAUACGAAAAUGGAAAUUAUAUGUUUCAAAUAGGAAAGAAAACUUCGCUCUAAAACAGAGACAGGAGACGCUCAAUAAAUUUUUCGAUAAGCUUUCAAGGAAGAAAAAUAAGGCAACUAAUGUAGAAUGUGCUCCGAAAUCGAAGUUUUACCUUCGAGACUAUGACACUUAUCAGCACAGGUACAAGGUUCAAAAACACAUAAUUGCGUUGCAAAAAAAUAAACUAGAAGAGCAAAAUAAGAUUAUAGAACGACUUAAAUAUAACAAAAUCGUAGAAACUUCACGUAAUUCUGUCGAUACAAUGAGGGAGGACAUUCAAAAAACGUACUACGAUAUUGACAAACACUUGAAACCAAAAAUUAAAUGUUUGACGAAUGAACUCAAAAUAAAAGAAUUUGAAGAACCCUCAUUAGUACUACACUGUUUAAAGGUGCCACAAUUUCUACAAAGAAUGGAAAGAAGAGCGCGAGAAAGAGAAGAGAAACACGCAAUGAUACGUGAGCGGAGAAAACAAAUAGAAGAGGAGCGUAUUAAACAAAAGCAACAGGCAGAACUUGCGAAAUUAGAGAUUGAUAAAGAAGAGAAGAUGAAGAGGAUUAAAGAACUUAGAGAAAGAAGAAAGAAAGAAAAAAUUGAAAACAUAAGAAAAAAACAGCACGCCGAAAGGUUGAGGGCGUUAAUAGUAAUGGCAGAUUUACACUAUGAAAAAUAUUUGAUGAUGAAAUACGGAAUAAGACCAUUACGUCGAUUAAUCGAUAUUAAACACGAAAACAUAGAAAAAGCGAGGGCUCAUUACAGAUUUCAGUUGCUGAAGAAUGUUUUCCUAAACUGGAUGUGGUAUACGGAAGAUACGUGGUUCGAUAGAAAUUAUAAAGCCGAUGAUUUCCAUAGGAAAAAAAUAUUGGAAAAAGCUUUUAGUGGUUUUAAAAAGAACCACCAUGAAUAUAUAUUAAAAAAACAAGUCGCUGAAGAUUAUUAUGAUUUGUAUGUGACGCAAAUAGUAUUCGGAAAAUUCGUUCAGAGCAUUGAAAUAGUGAAGAAAGAAUUUGAACUUGAAUGGAAAAAGGCUGAAACGUACUAUAACAGCAAUAUUUUAUUCAAAACGUUUACUUGUUGGCGAACCUUACCGGCGCUGAACGCCUUGAAGAGAGAACAGGAUGCAAGAAAAUCGAGAUGGAGAGAGAAAGUGUUGUUAGUCGUUCCGGAUUAUAAUCCACCGGAAGAUUGAUAAAAAUUAUCAUUAUAUUAGUUACAUUACUGGUGGUAGAGCUUUGUGCAAGCUCGUCUGGGUAGGUACCCCCCACUCAUCAGAUAUUCUACUGCAAAACAGCAGUACUGUGUAAUUACAGGCACAAGGGACAUAACAUCUUAGUUCACAAGGUUGGUGGCGCAUUGGCGAUGUAAGCGAUGGUUAACAUUUCUUACAAUGCCAAUGUAUAUGACGUUGGUGACCGCUUACCACCAUUACCCAUAUGCUCGUCCGCCUUCCUAUACUAUAAAAAAAUACAUAUGUAUCCACUGAACAAAUUAUUUUAAAGUUUUUUUUUUAAUAAUUUGUCAUGACAACGAUUUUUUAAAAUAAUUUGCCUUGUUUUUUUUAAAAUUAAUAUGUGACGUGAAAUGGCUUUCUGUAUAUUAAAAUUAUUAUUAAUUAUUUAUUUGCAUGUAACAUAAUAAUAGACCAUAAACAAAUAACAUUUUAUGUCUAACGUAAUCACUGCACACCUUAAUUUUUCUAGCAAUAACUGAUCACCUUACGCGACUUCGACUGAUGGUCGUACUAUUAUCAUUUUCACCUUAUACAGCUCCUAAUGAAGAAUGUGGAACAUAGAAAUAUUUUAAAUUAUUUAAGUUUAUUUAAAAGUACUAGUUUGUCCUUUUCGCUCUCACAUCUUAACUUCUAAACCGAUCGUCACUAAAUUUUUCCAUACACAAAGAAUAGAAAAGGACAUAGGCUGUCUAAUAUCUUGAUCUCUCUCACUGCGGGCGAAGCCACGGGCGGAAACUAGUACCAUAUACAGGCAGUCCUCGUACUUACGGCAUGUUAGGUUUUCGAAAUACGCGACGUAAAUCGAAACGACGUAAGUCGAGACAUAUUUCCUCAUAUGUUUACAUGUAAAACUCAAGGGUUAGGAUAUAUAUAUAGAUAUAUAGAUAGGUAUUUGUGUGUUAUUAAUUUUAAUAAUAAUUAUAA